Acanthocheilonema viteae is the source of this 2736-nucleotide messenger RNA. The record is from the annotation of a GenBank genome assembly. Lineage: Eukaryota; Metazoa; Nematoda; Chromadorea; Rhabditida; Onchocercidae.
AUGGCGUACAAUUUUUACGAAAUGCGACAGCGUAACAAUGAAAUCGCAAAUGGUAUGCGAUGUGAGGAAGCAAGCGCUGAUGUUGAAAACGAAACGCAAUUUGAUUGGAAUUCACCUUCAAGUUACUUCGAGCUCAAUAAUUGUACUUCAUUGGAAACAAGAAUCUACGAAGCAGGAUAUAUUCUUAAGCAGACGAUGGAAAUGCGUGACCCACAUCUUAUUAGUGAUCGUCGAGGAUAUUUACAGUCAUUUUUAUCAUGUAUGAUUGGUACUGAAAUGGUUGAUUGGUUGAGUACACUUGCAACCGAAACAUUACAUUCGAUCAAACAGAUAUCGUUGACACGUUUUCAAGUGGUUGGCAUGUGGCAAGCAUUAUUGGAAAAUGGUGUAAUUGCACAUGUAAGUAAUGAAUUGCAAUUUGCCGAUAAGCAUGUCUUUUAUCGUUGGAUGAUUGGUACUACAAAUAGCGUUCAUAUGAGGUUAACAAUUGGUGUGAUAUUUGACGGUGAGCAAGAAAUGGUACCACACGUUAGUGAUAUUGCUGCAGCGAUAUUCUUCCUUAGUACCAUUGGACCUGAUUCGUUGUUUCGAAUGAUCCUUUGCAAAUCAUCAUCAGAGCGUACAUUGGAAGAAUUGGAACAUGUUUACAGGGAAUUAUUACAUGUAAAAGCAUUAACACAUUUGAGUACAAUGGUGAAACGUGAAUUAGCGGCGGUUGUUUACUUCGAACAGCAUCAACAUGCUGGACAUGUGUUAUUCCGACAAGGUGAUGAGGGUAAUUGUUGGUAUAUUGUCCUUAAAGGGUCUGUUGAUGUUAUCAUAAAAGGAAAAGGUGUCGUUUGUACGCUUCGUGAAGGUGACGAUUUUGGUAAAUUAGCUUUGGUAAAUGAUGCACCACGUGCUGCUACCGUAACUCUUCGAAAAGAUAAAUCACAAUUUUUGCGCAUUGAUAAGAAUGAUUUUAAUCGCAUUUUACGUGAUGUUGAAGCAAAUACGGUAAGAUUAAAAGAACACGGACAGGAUGUGCUUGUAUUGGAGAAGAUGAAUGCAACAUAUCGAACAUUUAAUGAUACCCAUCAUUCUUAUCUAUCAAUUCCAAUUAAUACUACAGCAACAAAUUCCACCCGAGAUUUACCAAUAGACUUAAAGCCAAAAUGCUGUUAUUCCGUAAUGGCUGGAUUACCGGAAAAAACUGUGGAAUAUUUGUUGGAAACUCGAAUUGAUGCACAAACUGAUGAUGGCUUAAUGGAUGAAUUUUUGGAGGAUUUUAUUCUCACACAUAUCAUUCAUAUGCCCGUUAACAUUUUAUGCAGUUAUCUGAAAAAUUAUUACAUGCGUGGUUCAACUGUUCGAAUGGAUGGUACACUGCCAAUAGAUGAUUAUGAGCAUAAAAUCGUUGCAAAACGACGUGUGGUUGCCUUUUUAAAUUUAUGGGUACAAAUUGUUGGUCUACGAUUCUUCAUUGACCCUGCAUCAAAUAGCUUUAUCGAGGAAGUAUAUUGCUAUGUUCUGGAAGAUAGUCAGCAAUUCCCGGAGAUAUUAGCAAAUUUAGCACCAAUGUGUGCAAUACGGCAACUUCGUGAAAGUGCAAUGCAAACGAUUAAUAGACAUUCAUCAGUAGUACUUGAUUGUGGUACUUAUUGUAGUCAUGCACCAGCACCAAAUCCUGUACUGCCAUUUGAUACCUGUAAUCAAGUAAUUUACCUAUCCGAUACAAGUUCUUUCGUACUGAGUAUAAGACUUGAUAAGACUGCUGCUGAUAUCUGUGAAAUGGCAAAAACAAAAAUGCGUUACGGUGGCUCUAAUGAGGAAUUGCAAUUAGUUGAAGUAAAAAGUAGUGGAGAACGAAUAAUUUUUUCACCGAAUGAUAUCAGUGUUCCAACAAUGAUUUCAUUGAACGGACGUUUGUAUAUUGCAUACAGCGAUGAAAUUGAAAUGCUGGUACCAGUACCACAACAAAAUGGUCCAUCAGAAAGUAUUCAUUCCUCAUUGCUUGAUUGUUUAAGUAGUGUUGACAUUGCUCAACAGUUGCUCAUCUUUCACACUCAUUUAUUAGAAGCAACCGAUGAUAUUGAACUUAUCAUUCAGGUAUUUGGACAUGAACAAUUUCCCAAUCGGAUAACAUCAAAUUUGGAUCUUUUAAUGCGUCGUUUCAAUGAGGUACAAUUUUGGACAACAACGGAAGUAUUGCUUGCUCAAGGCAAUACAAAACGUCUUUCAGUUCUCAAAAAAUUUAUCAAAAUUGCUACACACGCAAAAGAAAACAGAGACUUAUUGUCGUUUUUUGCGAUUAUUUUAGGUCUCAGUAAUGUUGCUGUUAGUCGGAUUACUCAUCUUUGGGAUAAACUUCCAACUAAAAUGAAACAACAAUAUGCGGAAUUUGAAGAAUUGCUUGAUCCAUGCCGUAAUCAUCGUGCUUAUCGGAUGCUUACAGCUAAUAUGAAUGCGCCAACGGUACCAUUUAUUCCAUUACUUCUCAAGGAUUUAACAUUUACGCAUGAAGGCAAUAAGACCUAUUUCGCUGGUUUAAUCAAUUUCGAAAAAAUGCAUAUGAUUGCUAACGUUUUGCGAAGCUUUAGGCAGUGCAAAUAUCCAGUUGCUCCCUUCGAACGAAAAGCCUUCAAAUCAAAAAGCCUUGUUAGGAAUUUCAAAGUGAUCGACAAUCAGCGGCGUUUAAUGGAAUUAUCUUAUCAAAUUGAGCCAUCGAAAAGGAAACGUUUUAGUGACUGUUUAUAA